AUGUCCAACUUGGAGUUUAUCGACUCUUUUAGCCCGACCCAGGAACACUUUUUGAGGAAAGCGCUAUUGGAAUGCUGUAUUAAGCGGGAGAUCCACUGGCUCUCGGUGCCGAACUCGGCUUCUUUACUUGGUCCUCCGUUUAGACUGAUCAACCCUCCAAAGGAUAUAGACUUGCCUAUCCUCAGACACUUUUUCCUUAGCUAUGUGAAGACGUUCCCGUUGAUAGCCAGUAACCCAGAAAUGGCCCAGAUUGAGUUCUGGAGGGACACAGUGCACCCGUUUGUGGAUAGUUUCAACCAGAAACACAUCUCUGACUCCAUUGAGCGGAAAGAGCUGAUCACCAAGCGCCACCAGAUCAACCUGAGGCUUUCUUCGGUGCUUAUUUUGUUCUACAACUCCAUGAUUGUGAGUAAGAAGGAGUUUCAGUACUUGGAGAGUGACCAUCUUAAGGAUUCUGAUAAGGGUAAGCUCGAUAAGCUUAGUCGAGCGCCCAAUGCUACAAAACAGUCGUUUGAUGCGUUCCAGGGUACUCAUUCUUUGGAAGAUUAUGGCCAUAUGGUGUAUCUGAACAAUAUCAAUAUCAAUAUUGUUGCGGUGGAUAUGGUGAAUGUGGAUAUUAGCGCUGAAAGAAGCACAUGGACACAGAUGUGGAAACCCGUUGAACAUAAACGGAAACUGCACUAUUUGUUUGUGUUGCAAGUGACAUUUAGAGAUGGUGAUAACGGUGACUACACUUACAAGUCCCAUUUCAUCAGCAAAUCGUACCUGGACUUCAAAAGACUCGAAACCGAUCUCAAGAAGAAGUACCCUGGCUUGAUGACUACAGACAUUAGCAAAUUACCCAGAAAGCUUAAACACGACGGCGGCCAUGCCGAUGAAGAUGGCGAGCGCCGUUCGCUGCUGGACAGUUCCAGCACUGCAAGCACAAAAUCCAAAUCCACAAAACCUUCAGACCAGAAGUAUCAUAGAGAAAAGUUGCGUUUGGCACUUCGUGGGUACUUGGCGACGCUUCUAGCCAAGCCAGAGAUUGCCCAUUGCGAUGUGUUCCGUUCAUUUGUUGAUGAUCCAAAGCGUAACUUCAAAAAGCUUCUGCCAUCGCAAGAAGAGGACUCUGCUCAGAGAAUGGAACUCGAGAAACGCCGUUUGAUGACGCAGAUUGAGUUCCAGGAAGAAACCGCAAAAUCUGUCUUUGAACUAUCUAAACGUUUUGAGAAGUUCAAGGCCGAGCUUUUGGAGAACCCAGAGCUGCUCACACAGAUCUUUAAAGAUUUCAGUCAAACCAAAUCUCUUGAUGAGGUUUCGCCCUUGCUCAAGACGUUCUUUGAGUGGUGUAAGUUGGAAAUCGCCGCAACUCUUUACCAAAUGUUCCUCAGUCAAGACAACUCCAGUGAAUGGUUUAGAAAGUGUUUCAAGUUCCAUAAAAUGUUCCCCUACAGCGUUUGUUAUGGGAUCCUCAAGUACACGAACCCCGUGAAGGUGAUGACGCGUAUGGUUGACGUUCUUCUUGUCAGCGUGCCCAGCGUGAAUAUGCCUUGGGCGGCAGGAGAUGGAAAGAAGAAGGUCAACAACUUACUUUCGAUGAUCUUCAUCAUGUUGCUAGACGAGGACUUGGAAGAUUACCUGAAGGAGCGCACAAAGUUGCUCGAGGAGGCUCCAUUGAGUCUGGGUGAAUACAAGCCUUUCAUUGAAAGAAUCAGGACGUACGUUGCUCUGCACGAUGUGGAAGUUGCAGACCAAAUCAAAGAAGAGAGUCUCGCCAAAGACGAGAACUUGUUAUUGACAAUUUUCCAAACCAACAAGCUCGAGCCAAAACUCUCGUCAGCAGACUGGGAAACGUACAAGAAGGUUGCAGCUUCAUAUGAAAAGUACGUUCUGAUGGACGAUCACAAACAGGUUGACGAUGCAGCAGCGUUUGUAGCGCUUCAGCAGCUCUGGCAGUUGGAGGUGCGUUCACGAGACAAACGGCUCAUGAAGCAGUUAUGGAAAGAACCGGAAUUGACGAAACUCAUCAAGAAGUUCCUUGUGAUAUUCUACAACCCGCUUAUGACGGUGAUGAAGCAAUGCGAGAUCCACUUGGCGUUCAAGGAUUUCCAGCAUUUCAUGGACGAUCUUAUGGAAGAACUCAAGGAGCUUGACGAAGGUGGUAUUUACUUCACGUCGCCGGUGGAAAUCUUCAACCGUUUCAAAGCCCUCUUGAACAAACACGAGAAAUCGUUCUGGCGAAUGCUUCGUGACCUUUACCUAAAAGACGACAAGAAGAUCUUCACCGGGCUUAUUACGUGGAUCGAGAGUUUCCUCGUGGCGCUUCGUCGUAAGGAAACCGCGCCUGAGCUGGUGAUGGUGGAUUUCCUUACAAUGAACCCCAAAGAGGACGUGAAUAAGCAGGUUUUGGAAGACCAGGUGAACCAGCGAAUCGAGGCCACCAUGGAGAAAAGACGGAUUAUCCAAGAGUACCUCAAAAAGCAAGCCCACAAGAAAGAGUCAGACACAGAAGGUGUAAGUAAAGAUCAAGCAGCCAUCAAUGCCCGGUGGGAAAAGCUCAACAACGGGCUUUUCGAGGUGGAAAAUACCGGCUUCGGCGUUGAUGGCGAAGACUACGACGAACUAGAACUCGCCAAACUCGGCGAUCUAGAAGAAGGAGACCAGGAGGCUCAGCACUUGCUCAGAGACCUUGCGCGAUUCGAUAAAGCGAUGGAACAAAACGUCCUGGAAAUUGAAAAAUUGGCGCCCUGCAUGCAUCGCCAGAUCCACAGCAUUUUGGACAAGCUUCCACUCGACAAACGACUUGAACAAUCCACCAAAGAGCUUUCCCGGAUGUAA
This is a messenger RNA of Candidozyma haemuli, 2820 nucleotides long. RefSeq lists its product as uncharacterized. Lineage: Eukaryota; Fungi; Ascomycota; Pichiomycetes; Serinales; Metschnikowiaceae. The transcript has a single exon. Gene Ontology annotation, molecular function: phosphatidylinositol binding. The coding region runs from base 1 to 2820 and encodes 939 amino acids. The record is from RefSeq and is a predicted model, not a curated record.